Molecule: messenger RNA, 3865 nt
Organism: Ictalurus furcatus (blue catfish)
Lineage: Eukaryota; Metazoa; Chordata; Actinopteri; Siluriformes; Ictaluridae
Gene: selenoi
Product: selenoprotein I
Exons: 10
Biological process (GO): phosphatidylethanolamine biosynthetic process
Cellular component (GO): Golgi apparatus; endoplasmic reticulum membrane
Molecular function (GO): ethanolaminephosphotransferase activity
Source: RefSeq, a predicted model, not a curated record
ACGCGUCGCGACUUUUAUUUUAAAAUUGCGCAUCCGGCUUGACUUCCGACUGGUCGUGACCGGAAAUGACGUCGAAGUCGACGCCGGCAGCUCCCCAUUGCUCUGGUGAGCCUCCUUCACACUUCAGAUAAUUGCGACCGGACCGCGGUGUCGCUGUCAUCAUGGCUCUGUACGAAUAUGUCACUCAGGAGCAGCUCUCCGGUUUUGAUAAAUAUAAGUACAGUGCGGUGGACACCAACCCGCUCUCCAUCUACAUCAUGCACCCCUUCUGGAACUCCAUGGUGAAGAUCUUGCCCACAUGGCUGGCCCCUAACCUCAUCACCUUCACUGGGUUCAUGUUCCUGGUGCUCAACUUUGCCAUCUUAUCCUUCUACGACUUUGACUUCUACGCAUCAGCGGAGGGUCAUGCACACGUGCCAACUUGGGUUUGGAUAGCCGCGGGCCUCUUCAACUUUCUGGCAUACACACUAGACGGUGUGGAUGGGAAGCAGGCUCGCAGGACGAACUCGAGCACUCCUCUGGGUGAGCUGUUUGACCAUGGCCUGGACAGCUGGGCGUGUGUGUUCUUCGUGAGCUCCCUUUACUCUGUGUUCGGGCGUGGCGAGAGCGGGGUCACCGUGCUCACACUCUACGGCCUGCUCUGGGUCGUCCUCUUCUCUUUCAUCCUCUCACACUGGGAGAAAUACAACACCGGCGUGCUCUUCCUGCCCUGGGGCUACGACAUCAGCCAAGUGACAAUCUCUAUCGUUUACAUCGUCACGGCUGUGGUCGGAGUGGAGACAUGGUACAAACCACUGAUCUGGAACAUUCUCUACAGAGACCUCUUCAUCGUCAUGAUCCUGGGUUGUUUGUUUGCUGUAACGUUACCAAUGAGCCUUUACAACGUCUUUAAGGCGUAUCGCAGCAACACACUGAAGCACAGCUCUGUGUACGAGGCCCUCCUGCCCUUCUUCUCGCCCAUUCUCCUCUUCAUCCUCGCCACUCUGUGGGUCAUCCUGUCCCCGAGCAACAUCCUAGAGCUGCAGCCCAGAAUCUUCUACCUGAUGGUGGGAACAGCCUUCGCCAACGUUACUUGUAAGCUGAUCGUGUGUCAGAUGAGUAACACACGCUGCCAGCCUUUGAGUUGGCUGUUGGUGCCGAUGGUGUUGGUGGUGUUGCUGGUGAUCUGCGGCAUGGUGCAGGAGAGUGAGACGGUGCUGUUGUACGUGUGCACGGCUGUGGUCAUCCUCGCACACAUACACUACGGGGUUUCAGUGGUGACACAGCUGAGCGGUCACUUUAAGAUCUAUGCGUUCUCGCUGAAGAAGCCCUGCUCGGACUGACAGGAGGAGGAGAAGAUUGGCCUGACGGCGGCGGAGGUCUAAGCCGUCACGGCGUUCUCCUCGACCCACCGACGGCGAGCCCAUCACCGCCGAGACACACCUCGAACUAGGAAACCAAAAGCUGCUGACUGAACACGCCCUCUCCAGCCCGGACACGCAGGACGUAGCGAUGUGGAAGAACUGCGUGACUGGAUUGGGCGGGGCUGUUCGGCUUCUCCGGUGUCCGCUGAGCAGAUUCACUUGUUUCCUACGGAAAUGCACUUUCAGCCAAGAUACGGGAGCAUACAUCCAUGUUCUUAAACCUACAACCCCCCCCCCAAAAAAGAAACAAAACAAAACAACACACAUACACAAACAAACACACACACACAAAUGCAUGCUCAUUCACACACAGCAAGCCACGUGGUAUCACAUUAAAUGAAUGUUUUGUACAUUUGUGCCUUGGGCCAUUUUAUUUUGAUUUAUUUCUGGCUUAUUUUUAGCCUCAAAACGUUAAAAAGCUACUGAGAGGGGAGUUUUUCUAAUUUCUGGCAUUAAAGGAUCAUGGUGUAGAAAAAGGGGGUUGAGUAGCGGACUUUAUUAUUGGAGGGAAUCUGGGAUGGAUUAGUACUUUCUUGUGGUGUUUUAUUGGACCUCUGUAAAGAAAAUGCCGUGACACAGAGCAUCAGGUGGAGCAUCAGCUGUAAUAAACCACUCCUGUAACACGUGGUUUUAUGGGGCCUGACCUUUGACCCGGCGUCCCCAACGAACCUCAGACGCCUCUUCUUCUUCUUCUUUUGGUUUGUUCGUUGUUUACAUUGGUGUGUCAGCCUGCCCAGUUUGAAUUGUUUUCUUUACUAGUGAGCUUUUAUUGAGUUUAUUUGUGCUUAAAUGAAGAGUGCGCUUUAAAGCCUGUGCAGGAGAGGGCGCACUCUGAGUACUCCGUUCUCUAAACGCAAUAAAAGCGCUAGUCCUCUCGCCUUUUCUUUCCCUUUCUUCUGGUCUUUCUUUUUUUUUUUAAAUUGUUAUUUAAAUUAUGAAUAAUUUGACUCCAGCUUGUCCAAAGUGUUUGUGUUUGUACUAUAAUGUAUGGGGUGUGUGUGUGUGUGAGAGAGAGAGGGAGUGUCUUAACUCUGGACACUUCAUGGUACUGUCAUCAUGGGAUCAGGAUCAGUCUGUGAAAUCCAAUAGUUACUACUUGUCAUUGCUGAUGUAAUAUAAUGUAUUAUCACCAUGGUUACUGUUCUAAUCAUUUUUUUGUUUUGUUUUGUUUUUAAUGAUAUUAAACCUCUGAGAUCCUCCAAGGGGUGUGAAUGUGACCUCAGUGCCCACUGGAGCACAAGUAUGCAUAAACAGACUGCAGAAAAUUGUCCUUCCCUCGAAACACAACUCAAAAACCCCUCAUUUUCUUUUUUGGGACGUUCAUGAUUAAACGGUCACGUUCCGCUGACUGCGUAACAGCUGAAACUUUAUUUAAUGAAUACUUCUGAGCGAGGUCAGUACCCUAGUGUAUAUCAGGGCUGUUUAUUUGAUUUGAUUUCACAUAUUAGUCAAUAAUAAGGUGCUCUAAUGUCAGGUUCCUGAAAGUGAUGCAGUUUGUUUAAAGGAGAACUCGGUCUAGAGCGUUUUUCAGUCUAAUAUCUAUCUGCGGCUCUGUAGCGUACAUGUUGGUUUACGUGUGGAUGAGAAUUUCGGCAAGUUUUCCUGUUCUCCGAAAACGACAGCAAACCCGUUUAUGCAAACCUUAGUUAGAAUUUAAGUCUAAGGGCAGAUGUUGAAUUUCUUCAUCAAUUAAAAAGUUAACAUGAAAUGAAGUCUAGCAAUAAAAGUUAGAAGGUGAGAAGGACACGAGAUUUGUACCUCAGUUCUUCUAUUGAUAACAUUAGUUCUAUAUCUGAGGGAACAAAUGCUCCAAAUUUAGAGCUAUCCCUUUAACGAAUUUGUGAAAGCGGUCCACAAAAAUACUUUUGUGCAAAUGUAUCGACCGCUCCCACAUCUGCCCUUAGACUUUCAAUAUAAGUGAGAUUAGAGUAAUGGGGGUUUUUUUUUUUGUUGUUCAUUUCCCAGUACGGCGAUUUUAAACAAUGUUUAAGUUUUUAAUCUGUGCUAAUCGCACUACAGAUUGGUUAGGAUGGACAUGGAGUUGAAAAUCGCUCGAGUAUUCCUUUAACGGUUUUGCUACUUAUUAGCCGGGUUUUAUUACACUGUAGUGCUGAAAUCUCUGAGCAGAACAGCUUACUGUAUAACAUAUACUUGGAUGUAGUGCUAGUAGUGCUCUGUCAAGUUUCAGGACCAUCCCUUAAAAAUGUGACCUUCCUGUAACUGGAUCGGGGCACACCAGAGAAAUUUUUUUUUUUUUAAACUGCUAAAAAUACUCGUGUUCGAUCUUACUAUGUGUUUGUAAUCAAAUUGUUUUUCAUUUUUUCCCUGUGUGUGUGUGUGGUUUUUUUUUUUGUUAAGCAAAAUGCUCACUAUGAUCCACUAAAUAAUUGGUGUGAUGAAGUGCAGAUGUACUGUAUUAAACGAAAAAAGCCCUAUUAAAUGAAAGCAGAUCAUCAAACAUG